AUGAAGGAAAGUAGAGACCAGCGGCCAUUGCGGCCAGCAGUAAAGUCGAAAGCGCAACUUCAAGAUGACUCUAUCAUGGGAACAAAUAACAGCAGUAUUGUGUCGAAACGGAGUGUCGAGCGUCUUUACUUUCCGAACGAAGCCCAUUUCUUCCGCUACUUCGUCAAGAAGCCACAGAGGCGCUCGCCACUUAUCAAUCGUGGAUAUUGGCUUAGAAUGAAAGCCGUGGAUCAAGUGGUUCGCCAGUUUCUGGAGCACACAUCCGAGAAGCAGAAGAUUGUCGUCAACCUCGGAUGUGGAUACGAUCCACUUCCUUGGCAGUGUCUUGAAAGAUAUCCAACUGCCUCAAUCGGCGUCAAGUUUAUCGACAUCGACUACAGAGAUCUCAUGCUUAAAAAGAGGGCAGUCGUUCAACGCACUGCUGAGCUAAAUUCUAUGCUGACCAAUAUCGAAAUAUCGGAAAGUGAUGUGUUAUUCCGUAGUGAUCAGUAUGUCCAAGUGGGUUGUGAUCUUCGGGAUCUUCGGGCUCUAGAUUGUGUGCUUGGAGGUGUUAUGGAUGUUACAAAGUGUUCAAUCUUAUUUACAGCGGAAGUUUCUAUUACCUACAUGAACGUCGAAGCGGCCGAUGCUUUGGUUGAGUGGGCUGGUAGAUUACCUGAAGCUCGCUUUUGUUUAUUGGAACAGCUCAUUCCAGAUGGAAAUGAUCAUCCCUUCUCUCAAACCAUGAUGGCACAUUUUGACAAACUACGAACGAGUCUUGGAGCCGUACGGAAGUAUCCAACCGAGGAAGCUCAGAAGGGACGGUUUGAUGAUCUCGGUUGGCCAAGUGUCUCGGUCCGUAAUCUGUGGCACUUAUGGAGCUCUCCCCAUUUUGCCACUACCGAGGAACGUAUGGCUUUGGACAGAGUCGAGCCUUUCGAUGAAUGGGAAGAGUUUGCUCUGUUUGGCUGCCACUACUUCCUACUUGUCGCAAAUACCGCCAGCAUGGCUGCACGCCUACAAGAGCACGCAAGCAGGCCAGCUCCGAAUGGUUUGGAGGAAUCUGACAAGCUCACGCAGUUGUCAAUUGCGAGGGUACCUGGUCCUCAGCUGGUUGGGAGAUAUUCGGAACAUCGAAAAGGUCACGGAUGCCGACGUUUUGCAGCAGCAAUGUCGACUAAAGGCAGUGGUAGAUACCAUAGCAGGAAAGGUGUUUUCGGUGGUAUGGGACUGACAACCAGGACCGACUCGUGGGACGAGUAUGAUAUAGAUUUGACGGACUCUCAAACCGUCAACUCUCAAGGCCCUGCUGUGGCACCAUCCAGCAGAAUGUGUCACACGAUAACAGACAUUGGUGACUUUUCAUUGCUGGUUGGCGGUCGAACAUCCCCAGAUAAUGCUUCUAAAGAGUGCUGGCUCUUUCACAAAUGGCUCAACACCUGGGAGCGAGUUGAUGACCUCCCACUUCCCCUGUACCGCCAUCAGGCUACGAGAGUCGGUCCUGGAUACGUACUCAUUUCGACGGGUAGAAUUGACUCUAGAUUAAUCUCUAACGAGUAUCUGGUAUGGAGUCGGCAUACAGGCUGGAUAGAAUGUGGACUUGAGGGAACCAGACCACCCCCUUCACAUGGUGCUAUUUUCAGUUUGGCUUCAUCAGAGCCCUCGACAGAUCCAAUAUAUGGUAUCCUUGCAGGCGGCAUAUCUGUUGACUCGUCCAUUGUGGAGGAAGUCUGGCGAUGGGAGCUUAGUGGGAUCUCCAGUAAAAAACCAAUGAUAAAAUUCCACAAGCUUGCGGAUUUCGAUGGCAUGCAAUUGGUUACUCGGUUUGGAGCUAGCGUAAUCUACCACAAACGCCAGUUGUAUGUUAUUGGCGGUGUCAUCAAGAACCGCAUGUUGAAAUCAUCCGAGGAAGUUUGUGGUCUCAAUGUUGAAGGAAACCGUGUCUCCGUCGGAAUGAUCCCUCUAGCAUUCACUCCCCGACCGCUACUGAUUGGCUCAACCGUUUUUGGUGUAGAGAGCUCUCUCAUAAUCACGGGUGGCUCAGCAGUAUGCUUCUCCUUUGGUACAUUCUGGAAUAAAGGUAGCUACACCAUCACUUAUCCGGAUUCGAACUGCGAGGAUGCUCAGGGAUUCUCAAAGCCUGCUGAAAUGUGGCGACUCACUCGAACCGUAGCUGCCGACUUUCCAGCUAAAGAACUGGAGACGCCGAUAACGAACGGCCCUGUGAGCAUGAUUAGUAUCUCCAAGGUACAGCUUGGAACGGCAGCAGACUUCGCUCGAAUUCUUGAAGCAUCUACCCCGGUCAUCAUUGAGAAAGCGAACAUUGGCCCUUGUUUACGCAAGUGGACAACGGAAUACCUAAAAGAGCGGGUAGGAAUUGAGCGUGAGGUCGUCGUUCAUGAAGCAAAAGCGCAACAUAUGGAUUUCAAGUCGAAGAACUUUGUAUACACGACCAUCCCGUUCGGAGAUUUUAUGGACAAGAUUCAAGAAGAUCAAAGGCUCUAUCUCCGCUCAUUGUCAUCUGACAAGCCCUCGGAGCAACCGGCAGACAUUAGCAAGGACUUUCCGUCGAUUGCAUCCGACUUUCAGCUGCCGCCGGAACUCGCAGCAAUUACUGAAAAUAUGCACAGCUCGCCACUACGCAUAUCAGGGCCAGUGAAUAUGUGGCUACACUAUGAUGUAAGGGGAGCCAUCGGAAAACAGUUCCGCAUUCUAACGAAGAAGCAGGUCAUGGCGAAUAUUUACUGUCAGAUUCAAGGGACUAAGCGACUACUCCUAUUUCCACCAGCUGAUGUUAAGAAUCUCGGACUUGAACCAGGCUCCUCAAGCUCACAGAUAAACGUUUUCGAGGAGCUCAACAGUGCUCGUUUAGCAGGCACACAUCCUCACGAAGCACUGCUUCGCCCUGGUGAUAUACUCUUUCUGCCUCCCUUGUGGCUGCACACAGCUUCCCCAACUUCGGGAGUAAGCAUUGCUGUCAAUGUUUUCUUCCGCAGCUUUUCUGCAGGUUAUGCAGCGGGGAAAGAUGUAUAUGGUAAUCGAGAUUUGCAAGCGUACGAAAAAGGCAGACUGGACAUUGCCAAGAUGGUCAAGUCAUUUGACAGUCUGCCGAGAGAAGUCCGUAGAUUUUACCUGCAGAGAUUGGCGGAGGAGCUCAGAGACAAAGUCUAA
Molecule: messenger RNA, 3150 nt
Organism: Cadophora gregata
Lineage: Eukaryota; Fungi; Ascomycota; Leotiomycetes; Helotiales; Ploettnerulaceae
Gene: PPM2
Product: tRNA methyltransferase ppm2
Exons: 7
Coding region: 1-3150 (1049 amino acids)
Biological process (GO): wybutosine biosynthetic process; tRNA methylation
Molecular function (GO): protein binding; tRNA methyltransferase activity
Source: RefSeq, a predicted model, not a curated record